UUUUUUUUUUUUUUUUUUUUUUUUUUUUUUUUUUUUUUUNNUUUUGAUUUUUUUAAAAUUGUAAAAUAUUUUUUAUCACCUGAGUGUCUUAGAUCUGGAAUUUUUUCGUUCUUCGUUUGGAGUCGUUUAUUCCAUCAAUUUACCGGAAAUCGCUGUUCCCGAUUUGCUUGAUUUCGCGCUUCCGGUGGAUAAGCGAAAUUUAGGGUUAGGGUUUCUGUGUAUUAGGGAUUUUAUUUUAUUUUGACCAAAUUAAAUUGGGGGUAAUUCAAAUUUCUCGGAAUAACCGCAAUUCUUCGGCCAAUUACUGUAUACCCGAGCUCCGUUUUUCCGAUUUGUCUAUUGCUUCGUUGGUUCGACGACUGUUCUGAGAUCACAAUCGGUGCAGCUUUUAAAAUGGUACAGAAUCAGCCGUUUGAUGAUGGGGAAUCAAUGGAGAUCUCUUCCAAGCACUUGAAACAAGUGGUUGAACAGAGUAACCAAAUACUGUCAUUUUCAGAAUCUGUGAUCCCUGAAGAUACUCUACAGUAUCAUUAUGCUCUAGGGGAUGAAUCUCAAAAGAAUGACACAGAAAUUGACGAAAAACAUUCAAGUGCAGUUUUCUUAGAGCCGCACGGAAGUGACUUCGAUACUAGCAUUCCUGGCUGCAUAUCCUUCUCCUCUGGCGCGAACAACAGCAAGGCCCCUGAAGAGGGGUCCCCAUCUAAAUCUCCUCGACAUUAUUCUAUUUCCUCAGAUUUUUUUAACCCUGUAAAUCAUCAGCGAAGAAUAUUGACGUACUGUGAAGAAAUAUAUUCUUUACUAUUGGACCACCCUCCUCAAAAAUCUGUUUCUAUUGGUCCUGAUCAUCAAGCUAUUGUACCACCUUGGAGAUCACGGGAUGUGGAGGUUAUGUCAUAUGUGUCUGGAUCAGAUUCAAAGUCUUAUCUUACAGGCGACGAAUACGAGAAGAGGUUGAUUGGCACCUGUGUUAUUCCAAUGCCGGAUGUGGAUUCACCCAUCAGUUGUAGUCAAGAAUUUGGGAGUGGAAGAGCAGCUUGCAGCUGUGAGGAUGGUGGGUCCGUGGGAUGUGUUAAUAUGCACAUUGCAGAAGCAAGAGAGCAGCUUAAAAGUUCUAUUGGACAAGAGAGAUUUGUGGAGCUAGGGUUUACUGAAAUGGGAGAGCAAGUAGCACAGAAAUGGAGUGAAGAAGAAGAACGAUUGUUUUAUGAGGUUGUCUUUUCUAAUCCAGUUUCAGUGGGAAAAAACUUCUGGGGUGAUCUUUCGGUCGUGUUUGCUUCCAAAUCUAAAAAGGAGAUUGUUAGCUAUUACUUCAACGUCUUUAUGCUUCGGAGACGAGCAGAGCAGAAUAGAUGUGACUCAUUAAACAUUGAUAGUGACAAUGAUGAGUGGCAAGGAACUGAUGAUUAUGGUGAUAAUGAACCUGGAAUGACAGAAGAAGAUGAUGAUUCUGUUGUUGAAUCACCACUACAUGAUGUUGGAUCUGGUUUUAAUCGUGGCAGGGAAGAUGAUUUGCAAGAGUACGACGAGGAUAUCGCUGAUGAAAGAUUUGAUGAUGAUGAAAGUGGGGGAAUUGGCAAUUGUUUUAAUAAUUGCGGUUCCACUCCAACGCUUCCGAACAAAAUUCCCUGCGACGAAAGGGGAGAACACGAAGUGCAAGAUGAUUCUUGCACGUCAUCUGACACAUGUCCUACAACUCAAGCACUUCCAGCCAAGACGGAGCAUUGUGAUCAAUGGCUGGGUAGUUUUACGGGGCCAAACAAUAGUGUUGGACUUGGACAUGAGCCGUCAACAGUUCAGGAGCAUUGUGAUGCUAAGGUGUGGGACGUUGGAUACUUGACUUGUUCGAAAAGUGAAGUUGACUUCUUACCAACUAGCAGUAUGAUAGAAGAAGUCUUUGGAGAUGAUUCGAGUCAUUACAAGGCAAUGGAUGGAAAGAACUUGAGUUAGUUGCAGCCUGAGCUAUCGUCAUCAUGAAUGGUAAAUUGGAAUGGGAAAAAAAAAAUUCCUUCUUUUUACCAUCAUGGGGUGAAUCACCCAAAAAUUUUCUCCUGCAUAUAAGUAGCGGUAGGGAGAGUUGCAAUUUUUCUUUCUCAUCAAGCUAUAAGAUGGACAGCUAGCUACCUUCCCUGUAAGGAGAUGAUAUACUUGAAACACAAUUGGUUUCCCUUCAAGAUAUCGUCGCUUGAUCAUAAAUGAAAAGUAAUGGACUCAUGUUACCUCAUGUGCAGAAGAAAAAGUGAGUUUUUGCUCAUCCAUUUUUUUAUUAGCUCAUUAUCUGUAUAUAGCCGUGAACAUGAAUAAUUGAUACAUAAUGGUUAAAAUAUGUUGAAAUUGCUUCGGGGACGUGUUUACCUAAUAAACUAAGUUGUCAAGUAUUAUAGCAG
Molecule: messenger RNA, 2384 nt
Organism: Cucurbita pepo subsp. pepo (vegetable marrow)
Lineage: Eukaryota; Viridiplantae; Streptophyta; Magnoliopsida; Cucurbitales; Cucurbitaceae
Source: RefSeq, a predicted model, not a curated record